Messenger RNA from Thamnophis sirtalis, 3510 nucleotides. Lineage: Eukaryota; Metazoa; Chordata; Lepidosauria; Squamata; Natricidae. The record is from RefSeq and is a predicted model, not a curated record.
GGGGAGAGGACUACCGGGAGGAGCCGGCCGAAGUUGCUCGUCCCGGGACGGGCCAGCUUGGAAGCCCCUCCGCCCGCAGCAAGGGCAGCUCCUCCGCCGCCGCUCCGCUUGGACACUGCCUGUGGCAUGGAGUUGGAGAGCAGCGAUCAAGCUGUGGUUAUGAGAGAUGACAACAAGCGACGCCGGAGGAGGAGGAUGAAGCCAUACUGUACUGCCAACACUCUGUCGUCGACGGAACUCAUCUCCAUUGAGUUUGUUUUCCCCACGACCAGCAUCGUACUCGACAUCCCUACCAACUGCACGGUGGAGCAGAUGAAAGGCCAGGUCUGGAUGCGGGCAGUGGAAGGCCACCAGACCUCCGACCUGUUCCGCAAGAUCACGCCGGAUCAAUUUCUCCUCCUGUAUCAGAAGAAGGGCCAGUGGUACGAAAUCUACGACAAGCACCAGAUCAUGCAGACCCUGGAUUGUAUCUUAUAUUGGAAAGUCUUGCAGAAGAAAGUGGGCAAGAUCCAUGUGGUUGAGAAGCCCAACCUUUCCGAGGAAGUGCAAGAGUUCCAAAACCAGCUCAAUUAUCUGAUCGGCUAUGACGUCACCGACGUGAGCAACGUGCACGACGACGAACUCGAGUUUGCCCGCCGUAGGCUGCUCACCCCGCGGACAAUUGAAGUCUCCUGUCGGGAUCCAAAAUUGUACUCCAUGCCCGUUUGGACUACAUCUAAACCCCUCCCGGAGUAUUUGCUGAGCAAAAUUGUCCACAAUAAUAUUUUUCUCAACAUCCACAGAGGAACCACCAGCCAGAAGAUCAAAGUGGCGGUGGACGAUACGCCAGACGUCAUCCUCCAGAGCUUCUUCACGAAAAUGGCGAAGAAGAAGUCUUUGAUGAACAUCCCCGAAGACCACAGCGAGCAGGAUUUUGUCCUGCGAGUGAGUGGCAGAGAUGAGUACAUUGUCGGCGAGACACCCAUCAAGAACUUCCACUGGAUAAGACAGUGUCUGAAAAAGGGGGAUGAAAUCCAUCUGGUCCUAGAUGAACCACCGGACCCGAACCAGGAUGAAGUUCAGAAAGAAGAAUGGCCAUUGGUGGACGAUUGCACCGGAGUUUCGGGAUAUCACGAGCAGCUCACCAUCCAUGGGAAAGACCAUGAAAGGGUGUUCACCAUAUCGUUGUGGGAUUGCAACCGUAAGUUCAGGAUCAAGAUCAUCGGCAUGGAUAUCCCCGUAUUACCGAGAAACACGGACCUUACGGUUUUCGUGGAGGCUAACAUUCAGCACAGCCAACAGCUCCUUUCCCAGCGGAGAACAACCGCUAAGCCGUUCACCGAAGAGGUUCUGUGGAACGUUUGGCUUGAGUUUGACAUCAAGAUCAAGGACCUUCCAAAAGGAGCGUUGCUCACCCUGCAGAUACAUUGCGGCAAAACUCCCGCACCGUCCGCCAAGGGUAACCUCCACCCGCACGACUCGCCCUCGUCCGACCCUAAAUACAAAACUCAGCUUCUCUACUACGUCAACCUUUUGCUGAUAGACCACCGCUCCCUGCUCAGAACGGGGGACUACGUCCUUCACAUGUGGAAAAUCCCGGGCAAGGGGGAAGAGCAAGGAAGCAUCAACGCGGAUAAGCUAACCUCGGCCACCAAUCCGGAUAAAGAGAAUUCAAUGGCUAUUUCGAUCGUGUUGGACAAGUACUGUCACCCCAUCGCCCUCCCGAAGCACAAGAUACCGUCGGAUCCUCAGGGGGACAGGGCCAGAGUUGAAAUGCCAAACCAGCUGCGGAAACAGCUGGAGGAGAUCAUAGCUACCGAUCUGCUCAACCCACUCACCCCCGAAGACAAGGAAUUACUGUGGCACUUCAGGUACGAAAGCAUCAAGCACCCCAAAGCGUACCCCAAGUUGCUUAGCUCGGUGAAAUGGGGACAGCAGGAACUAGUCGCCGAGACUUACCAACUGCUCGCGAAAAGAGAGGCCUGGGACCUGAGCACUCUGGAUGUCGGCUUGCCCAUCCAGCUUCUGGAUUGCAACUUUUCGGAUGAAACCGUGAGAACGAUGGCGGUGCAGAAGUUGGAAGGCUUAGAAGAUGACGAUGUUCUCCACUACCUCUUGCAGCUGGUGCAGGUGUGUGCCGGGGGCGCUCGCUUGCUGGAAAUCUUGUCUUCGGACUCCGAAGGUUUUCCUCGCCGAGCUGCCGUCGGGGUCUUCAUUGACUGGCUGAAGGAAGGGCACCCCGAGGCCUCGCCGGACCCGGCCGAGUUCGUUUCCCGAGCUCUUCAAGCUGCGGAUGGAGACUUAGACUGGGAAGUCAAAAUCCGCGCUCUGGAACUGGCGGGAGUUUUCAUCGGCCAGACGUUUGACGGGCUCGGACUCGGGGAGGGCUCCGCUUCGGCCGGUUCGUCGCUUGCCAAGACGCCGGCGCCUCUCGCCGACGCGCUGCGGCUCUUCUGCCAAAUGGAACUGUUUGGCUUCCUUUUCAGAGGCCUCCAGGACUGCGACAGGCCGGUGGCGCUCAAAGCCUGCGAGGUUCUUUUGGCCCUGAAAUCCGUUCUUUGCAAACACCGGUCGAAAUCGUCACCGGCAGGAGAUGCUGCUGGGCUUAAGGACAUCCCUAUGGAGACUCCUCCUCCUCCUCCUCCUCUGAGCCUUCCUGCUGGGGAGGCCGCUGAAAAGGAUUGCCAGGAUCCGGAAAGGCUGCUGCUGAUCCUAGAGUCCACGGACCUGGAGGGUUUGCGAAAGGCUCUGGAUGUGAGCAGCGAUCACUUGGAGAGGAAUCCGGAGUCUCUCCUGCAGGAUAUCCUGGCUGCCGCAGGGAACGCGGAGGAAAACAAACUAACUAGAAAGUCUACAGUCAGCAGGUGGUUUCUAAGAAGGCAUCCCGAAAGUCAGUUUGGACAAUGGGUCUUCUUGGUUGGGUAUUCCAAUUUUCGAGACAAGAUUUCUUCUCUGGUGGGCAGGAGGGAAGAGAGGAAAGCUGGAAAGGAACAUGGCGAAACAGGAGUGCAAGCCAUAACCAGCUCUAACCAUCUUGUGAAUUUUGUGGGCAAAAUUUUGUGGACAAAGUUAGACUCUGCCAAAUGGGUUGAGAUUGUGUCACAUCCUAGUGCAGUGAUGACGAGCCUUUUAGACACCGAGUGCCCAAACUGUGCGUGUGCAUGCCCAAACUGAAAGAUGCGUGUGUGCACCCAAAUGCACGCAUGCACGGCGGGUGAGAGGCGGGGCAUCCCAUCACCGGCAGCGCAGCAAGAGAUAAGAUCUUUUUCUUUCGUGAGCUUCUGUUUUAUCGUUUGCAGGGAAACAGAAGGUCACGAAAGAAACGCCACGGAGAUCUGACCUGGGGCUCUGCGUGCCACCUCUGCGCGCCAUCGUGGACUUAGUGGUUGGCAGGCACACCACCAGGCAGGGCCCCGUGUCCUCCCUCAGAAGCCAACAGUCACGCUAUGCCUUUUCACUGACAAGUUAUCUGACUCACGCAACCAUUCAGCACAAAUAGAAGAGGAUUUAAUUUAGGACUUUCAGCCUCAA